AUGGAAGACCAAGAAAUAAUUCAGAUGAUAAAUAUUGUUCUUUCAAGUGGUAUAGGGAUAAAUCCUACCGCAUUGAAUGAAUAUCAUCAGCGUUCGCACGAUUUACAGAAUAAUAUCUUCGGAAUUCAAUGGUCAUUACGCUACUUGACUGGACAAAUCUCAUACAAGCCAUCUUUAUACGCUCUUUUGAUCAUUAAAGAUUGGAUAAUCAAUCGUUGGGACGAAUUAAUCCAAAAUAUUCCGGAUUUUCAGCAGCAAUUAUAUCAUAUUAUUUUCGAAUCAUCGAAUAAAUUCUUAAAUAUGCAGCAAACUCUCCUCUAUACCCUUUAUAAAGUUCAAACUUUAUUAGCCAUCAAAAUUUAUCCUUUGACAUUUCCUGAAUUCUUCCAAAAACUCUUCGAAAUGAAUCAAGAUAUGCUAUUUUCAUUCUUAGAUGUAUUGUUUUCCACUCUAAAGGAAAAUCAAGGAGAUCAAGCUACAAUUUUAUCGGCAAUGGAAGAAGAUGGAUCGAAUCAGCAUCUUCUAAUGAUCAUCUUAGAUAGUAUUAUUGCAGGAAGAAAGCAAUCUUUUGGUAUUCUCGUUGAUUUAUUAACUUGGGUAAAUCCAGGACAAAUUAUUGGGCAUCCUGCCAUUGAUACCAUAUUAAAUUCGAUCAUGGAGGAUGACCAACACAUUGAAACUAUAAAUAGUAUUGCAGAUGAUGAAAUUACGAAAUCUUAUUCAAUCCAACAAGAAUCUCCACGCGAAAAGGCUCUCAAAAUCUUAGAUGGUCUUCUAGGUGCACCAAUGAGCCCUGAUGAAUACAUGUCUUUCAUUAUUUCCAAAGAAAUUAUUCCAAGAUUACAAAAUAUAGAAACAGAAGAUGAAAACAUUCUUUCUUUAGUCGCAUGCAUAUAUUCAACCAUAGGAAAGCAUGUAAUUGACAUUUACAUGAAUGGACAAAAAGAUCAGAACUAUUUAGUUUUUCUUAACGAGUGUUUCAACUUAAGUAUGGAUUAUUUAAUGUCUCCAAAUGAAUUUAUUGCUGAAAAUAUUAUAAAUUUCGCAAAACUUUAUAUAAAUAAGUUUAUUGAUCCGAAUUCAAUGCUAGAAAUCGUCCAUAAGUGUUUCCAACGCUAUGCAUUGUAUUUCUCUGUUCCUUCCUUCGAGCUCAGUGACUUCGCUGAGACAUUAUUGAGUAUAAUUACGAAAAAUUUAAAUAAUCAACACUUAUUUGAGCUCGCAAAAGCAAUUGAUACCUCAGACUUGCUUUCUAUUGGUGCGUUCUUUAGUGUGGCCCAACACAUGAGGCUUAACGCUGAAAUAGAAAACACUUUAAUUGAUUCAUUUUCCGAAAUCCUUACUAAUAUCAGUCCACCAGCCGAAUACCCUGAAUAUUUGGCAUUAACACAAUACGUUGAGUUCGUUGCCAAGAAGAAAUCAAGGCCAAUUCAACAAGAUUGUUUCAAUGUCAUAGCAAUCCAUGCAACGAACACGGAAAGUCCCAUAGAAUAUGAACCGAAAUUCUCUUCACUUCUCAAAUCACUGACCAUGAAAGGAGCUAUCGUUAGCCAAGAAGUUCCUGUUGGUUUAAUUUUGACCGGCAACCAACAAUAUGCGGCUACUGCUGUCAGAUUGAUUAAGUAUGUCAAGCAACAGAACCAACUAGAGGCUUUUAAUCUCUGUAGAUCUGCUUUGCAGGACGAAUUCCAUUUAUUGUGUCUUCCGUUUAUAGAACAACUCCAACCGUCCAAGGAUAUCGUAUUCAAACAGAGUUGUCUUGAGCUUAUUGAGUUCUUUAUGUCGACAAUUAUGGAUGGAGAAUUUGAAGGAAAUAAAGAUGCAUAUUUGGCAAGAGCAAUUGCUUCAAUGUGGAAUGUUCUUGAACAAGACUGCCUUCAAGUCUUCGUCCAGCUAUUGGAAUUCGCUCAAGGACUCGAAAGUAUGGCACAAUUGUGUUUAAUUGGGUCACAGUUAACGGAGAAAGCAGAAAAUAAUGAAUGGAUUGCCCAGUUAUUCAACAGUUCUCAGGAAUAUAUUAACGAAAUCCUCAAUGAAGAGAUUGAUUGGUCAGAAUGUAACGAAUUCGCAAAACAGUCGAGACAAUUCAUGAAAUACUACUUCAAGUUCGUUACAAAGGCCAUGAAAUUGGCUCCAAAUGAGAUAAUUCCUGAAACAAUUAAAUUUGUAAUUUUGAUUAUUGAGAAUUUGAUCAAUAUUUCGGAGAUUUCAAUGGAUGCACUAACAUUUGUAUACUCCAUUGAUGAUGAAUACCUCAGCUCUCCUGAUAUUUACAGUAAUAUUCAAGACGUUAUCAGAUCUUUGAUUUUAUGCUCAAAAUCACUGAACAUUUCUCAAACAAACGCUUCUUGGAGAAGAGUUAUGCGAGAAGGAAUGAAGAUAAUGGCAAGAAUUUACGCAGGAGACCCGAAUUCGGCCACAAACAUCGUUCAGAGAUCUCUUUCAGAGCUGGGAUUCGAUGGAAAUUAUAUAAACCAGCUAACUGACCAGUGGAGAGCUAUGAUGGAGCGUGGUCCAUCGCAAAUUGACGCUGAAGUCGGAUCAUUUUAUACUAAUAUUGUUUCUGUUUUGUCUAAUUAG
This is a messenger RNA of Trichomonas vaginalis G3, 2580 nucleotides long. RefSeq names its product armadillo (ARM) repeat-containing protein family. The record is from RefSeq and is a predicted model, not a curated record. The transcript has a single exon. Bases 1 to 2580 code for a protein of 859 amino acids. Lineage: Eukaryota; Parabasalia; Trichomonadida; Trichomonadidae.